GCUCCUCGCCUCUGCCCCCCCCGCUGAUUUUCUGCUGAAGGCUGAGGCUCCAUGUUGUCCCCUCAGCGAGCGGUAGCGGCUGCCUCGAGAGGAGCAGGUGAUGCCAUGGAAAGCGGAAAGCCUGGUCCAGUGCAAGUUGUUUUGGUUCAGAAAGAGCAGCAUUCCUUUGAGCUAGAAGAAAAAGCGUUGGCUAGCAUUCUUCUGCAGGACCAUAUCCGAGAUCUCGAUGUGGUGGUUGUGUCAGUGGCUGGUGCCUUCCGAAAGGGCAAAUCCUUCAUUCUGGAUUUUAUGCUGCGAUACUUAUAUUCUCAGAAGGAAGGUGGCCAUUCAAAUUGGUUGGGUGACCCAGAAGAACCAUUAACAGGAUUUUCAUGGCGAGGAGGCUCUGACCCAGAAACCACUGGGAUUCAGAUCUGGAGUGAUGUUUUCACUGUGGAGAAGCCAGGUGGGAAGAAGGUUGCAGUUAUUCUGAUGGACACACAAGGGGCUUUUGACAGCCAGUCAACUGUGAAAGACUGUGCCACCAUUUUCGCUCUAAGCACCAUGACUAGUUCUGUUCAGAUUUAUAAUUUGUCCCAGAACAUUCAGGAAGAUGAUCUUCAACAGCUGCAGCUCUUCACAGAAUACGGUCGUCUGGCAAUGGAUGAAAUUUCCCAAAAACCCUUCCAGACACUGAUGUUUUUGGUUCGAGACUGGAGUUUCCCCUAUGAAUACAGCUAUGGACUACAAGGAGGAAUGGCAUUUUUGGAUAAGCGUUUACAGGUGAAGGAACAUCAACAUGAAGAAAUUCAGAAUGUUCGAAAUCACAUCCACUCAUGUUUCUCCGAUGUUACCUGUUUUCUCUUACCACAUCCAGGACUCCAGGUGGCCACAAGUCCUGAUUUUGAUGGGAAAUUGCAAGAUAUUGCUGGUGAAUUCAAAGAGCAGUUGCAGGCGCUGAUACCAUAUGUAUUAAAUCCAUCUAAGUUAAUGGAAAAGGAGAUCAAUGGCUCAAAAGUUACCUGCCGUGGACUGUUGGAAUAUUUUAAGGCAUAUAUUAAAAUUUAUCAAGGAGAAGAUCUGCCUCACCCCAAAUCCAUGCUUCAGGCCACUGCUGAAGCCAACAAUUUAGCAGCUGCAGCCUCUGCCAAGGACAUUUAUUAUAAUAGCAUGGAGAAGGUUUGUGGGGGAGAGAAACCUUAUAUGUCUCCUGACAUUUUAGAGGAGAAGCACUGUGAAUUCAGACAACUGGCUCUGGACCAAUUUAAGAAGACCAAGAAGAUGGGUGGGAAGGAUUUUAGCUUUCGCUACCAGCAGGAGCUGGAGGCAGAAAUCAAGGAACUCUAUGAAAACUUCUGCAGGCACAAUGGUAGCAAGAAUGUCUUUAGUACUCUCCGAACCCCUGCAGUGCUGUUCACAGUCAUUGUGAUUUUGUACAUAGCCUCAGGCCUCACCGGCUUCAUUGGUCUUGAGAUUGUGGCCCAACUGUUCAACUGUAUGGUUGGACUGCUGUUAAUAGCGCUCCUUACUUGGGGGUACAUCAGGUAUUCCGGUCAAUAUCGAGAGCUGGGCGGAGCUAUUGACUUUUGUGCUGCAUAUGUGUUAGAGCAGGUUUCUUCUCAUAUUGGUAAUUCUACUCAAGCUGCUGUGAGGGAUGCAGUUGUUGGGAGACCACCUAUGGAUAAAAAAACUCAAUAGCAUCUUAACAGAUCCAGCAGGAGCCCAACCAGUUCCUGGAUUCUUGGAUCUCUUCAUGGCCCUGGAUCCAGGUCCAGAGGAAGGGCAGAUCGGAAACCAUCUGACAAGAGCUGCAACAGGGAACUGCAAUAAAUGAACUGACCUCUUCUGUGGUUUCAAAUUCUUAAACACAUUUCCAUUUCUGUUGGAAGCAUUCCUUUUCUUGCUCUUAGAUCCAAGUCCAUAUCUCUCUUGUUAUUCUCUGCUUUGUGCACUUUAUAGGCAGUGGGGGAAGCUAAAGAAAAAUGUGGAAAUGCAGCUUUUAAGUCUUUUAUGUGCCACUCUAGUGCCUUUUAAGAUUGAAUCCAUGCUUUUGUGGACACAAAGGGGAAGAGAUGGAGGAUAACCUCAUGAAAAUGUGCUAUUGUGGGUGAAACUUGUUAAUUCUUGCAUACCUUACUCAUUUGAGACAGUUUCCUUUUUUAAAAAGUUUACAAAACUUGGAGAAGCUUCAGAACUAAAGACUAACUGAAAAUGAUGCCACUACACUUUUAAAAUCUUAUUUAUAAUUUUAAGAUUCUGUUUGCCAUAUGCCACGGGAAAACCAUAUCAUAUUUAAAUAUACAUACUUUAGAAUGUAAGGUCUUUUACUUGAUAGCUUGGUAGUUUUGUUGAAUCUGCUUUAUUUUUUGUUCCUAUGGCUUUUAGUACAGAGGUAAACAUGCCUGAAAAGCCGGAGUAGCCCAUAAUAAGAGGAAUGAGAAUGGAUACUUUAAUGAAAAAGCUGAGUUUGAAUGAACCUGUGAACGUUUGUCAGUCACUUGAACUUGUGCCUUCGUUUUUUUUAUAACAUAUAUAUGUUAUACGUAGCUCUCAAACAAAAUUGUCAUUUGAGAUAUUUUGUUUUUGAGUAUUGCAUGAGUAUAGAACUUUAUAUUAAGGAUUAGAGGAAAGACUACCAAAUAUUAAUGCCUUUAAUGUCCUUUUUCAAGUGACUUAACAGUAAUUAAUAAUUGAAUUACCUGACUUAAAGUCUUUGCCCAAACUGUUUAUUUAUAUUCUUCUAUGCACUAAUGUUCUUAAUAACGAAGCUAAAAUUGUUAAUUUCACUUCAUGAGUCUUCCUGUAUUUACUUUUAGUGUUCAUUAGUCUGGUAGCUUUAGAAUAACUUUGGCUUAGGAAGGACCAAAGUCCUACCCAAAUAUAGAUAAUAUCUAGAAUUAUCUAUGAAUUUUUUAAAAAAAAUUACUUUAUGAGAUGAAAAAGUUUUAUCUGUUGGUUGCUUUGUUUUCUUUGAUUUAUAAUGGUGAAUUGCAGAUUUUAAAACUUGCCUACAAGUAUUUAUAUAAACAUUCAGGUAUAUGAACCUUAAUUUUUAAGAUAAUUUGAUUUUUGUUGUGGGAGGGAGGUUGGAGGGCUUAGGCAACAUCUGACUGAAAAUUUUAUAUACAUGAAGUAUGAAUGGAAAGGAGAAAAAAGAAAGUAUAGCAUUCAGUUGCUGUCAGGGAAUUUUCUUUUGACAAAACACUUUACCUCUCAAGUAUUUUUAUAAAUCCUGAAUUAAUUCCAAGUCUUUUACAUAUUUUCAUAUUUACAUACCAUCUUGUCUUGAAGUUCUUGCUAUUUUAUUCACUUUCUGUUAACAUUUUAGAAAAAUUUCAGCUUGUUCUAAAAGCUGUUCACUUGCAUCUGAGUGAUAACCAAGCUUUGACUAAUAAAUUGAAAGCUCACUUUAGAAAUUUUGGUGCAUUUUGAGGUGACUUCUCAUUUCUCUGAAGGUUCAUACUUAUAGGCCUUGCUGAUAACUAAAAUUUUAAUAAAUUCUAUAAGUAAAUUUACAUCUAAGUAAAUUUACAGAUUUCAGAAUAAUUGUCCAAAGUGGUUCUACAUUUAAAAGUGACAAAGGAUGAUGAUGCAUCUCUUUAUUCUAAUACAGAAGUAUUUUGUUUCUUUUUUAAAAAGUAUAUGAUUUAAUAAUGUCUUAGGAUUUUGUUCCUGUUUAAUUCACCAUUUCUGUUUUGGUCUUCUACAGGAACAACCUUUACAAGAAUUACUCUGAGUUUUUUUCAUUGUUUUUAGUUACCUUACUCUGCCUCUGGAAAGUGUUUAUGUAAAGUUUUGUGUGACAGUUCUUUGGCCUCUUUUCUCUUUUAACAGUAAAUUGAUGAUUUUAUAUCAACCUUUUCAUGAAUGAUGUCUUCUCAUUGCUUAUAACCAGGUUGAAAAUGUCUUUUCCAUUUUUUUCCCCCUCCAGUCUUUGCUUUGCUUUGGGCUAUUGUGUAAGAGUCAGUGUUCACUGCUCUGUCACUGCUGGUGGACAUUCAUGCACACAUCGUUAAUUUGCACUUUCUUAACAAUAUAUGGAGCACAUUUUUAUUAAACUGUACGUGGAAAUUUUUUUUAAAAUUCCAUUAAAAUAACUCAUUUCA
Molecule: messenger RNA, 4085 nt
Organism: Marmota flaviventris (yellow-bellied marmot)
Lineage: Eukaryota; Metazoa; Chordata; Mammalia; Rodentia; Sciuridae
Gene: Atl3
Product: atlastin GTPase 3
Molecular function (GO): GTP binding; GTPase activity
Source: RefSeq, a predicted model, not a curated record